This is a messenger RNA of Equus caballus (horse), 28094 nucleotides long. RefSeq names its product spectrin repeat containing nuclear envelope protein 1 (gene SYNE1). NCBI's taxonomy places the organism in Eukaryota, Metazoa, Chordata, Mammalia, Perissodactyla, Equidae. Gene Ontology annotation, biological process: cytoskeleton organization; nucleus organization; nuclear migration. Gene Ontology annotation, molecular function: kinesin binding. The record is from RefSeq and is a predicted model, not a curated record. Gene Ontology annotation, cellular component: perinuclear region of cytoplasm; nuclear envelope; membrane.
UCCACGGUAAGGACUUGUGAUAAGAGGCUCACUCGAAUGGCUCCGCAGUGUGCAGCGUGCAUAUGGUGCAUCCCAGGAGUCUGAAGGCGGUGCUUCAGCAUCAUCUUAAUGAAUAAUCAAGAAUAAACCCCAUUACGAUGUCAAGUGCCUUCUCAGAAACUCUAAGCUUUAUAAACAGCAGUAGCAAAAACCUGUGAGUCUGACCAGUCUCCCUAAAAUUAUUUGCUACUGAUUUGACAGCCAAAAGGUCAGCUGUUAUGAUCUUUUCGAAAGUUGAUUUCAAAGGAGCCGGCAGAAUGUCCUCGCUGAACUGCAUCACUUCCUUCCUGGGACCAUCAAGGGACCUCCCCAGCCUUUCAAGAUAGGUUCUGCUCAGAAAGGUCAGUCGGGCAGUGGAAACCCUGGGCAAAAGUUAACAGCUAGCGCAGUGCAUCGCCUUCCCAGCGCUUUCGGCCAUUUCUUUCCCUCCUCGACCCCAGAGAGGUGGACUCCCGUGGGAAGGCUCGCCAAGACAGGGGGUCACAGCACGGCUUUGCAGCCUCGGAGAGACACCAGAGGCCGUGCAUCUCCAGGAGGUUCCUCAGGUCAUUUAAGAGGAUAGUCAAAGAAAAGAAGAAAAUAAGUGGCUCAAUCUUUGGGAACGCUGACUCCGUGCUGACUGUUGCAAGUGCCUGGGAUUCAUUUACGACUCCGUAGACCUAGGGAAGUUCAAGUAUGUUUUCCGGAGUGGCUAGUGCUGCACUGCCCUAAGUGAAGAGUCUCUGGUGCUGGUUUCCUGUGACAGGAGGGACCAUGGCAUCCGCCAGGACGGCUUCACGGUCUCCUCGGGACAUUGCCAAUGUGAUGCAAAGGCUGCAAGAUGAGCAAGAGAUAGUACAAAAACGGACUUUCACAAAAUGGAUCAACUCUCACCUGGCCAAGCGGAAACCCCCAAUGGUGGUAGAUGAUCUUUUUGAAGACAUGAAAGAUGGUGUUAAGCUGCUUGCUCUUCUGGAAGUCCUGUCGGGGCAGAAACUGCCUUGCGAACAAGGACGCCGAAUGAAGCGGAUCCAUGCUGUGGCUAACAUUGGCACGGCGCUCAAGUUCCUUGAAGGAAGGAAGUCCAUGUACAGAGGAUCACCGAUUAAAUUAGUCAACAUUAACUCCACUGAUAUAGCUGAUGGCCGACCCUCAAUAGUUCUCGGAUUGAUGUGGACCAUAAUUCUAUAUUUCCAGAUUGAGGAGUUGACCAGCAACCUGCCGCAGCUCCAGUCCUUGUCCAGCAGUACAUCCUCUGUAGACGGCGUGGUCAGCUCUGAGACUGCCAGCCCCCCAAGUAAACGGAAGGUGGCCACCAAGAUCCAAGGAAAUGCUAAGAAGGCUUUAUUAAACUGGGUUCAGUACAUAGCAGCCAAGCAGACUGGAAUCGAAGUCAAAGACUUUGGGCGCAGUUGGAGAAGUGGGGUUGCCUUUCAUUCAGUCAUUCAUGCCAUUCGACCAGAAUUAGUGGAUUUGGAGAAACUGAAAGGGAGAUCUAACCGAGAAAAUCUGGACGAGGCUUUCACAAUUGCUGAAACAGAACUGGGGAUCCCAAGACUACUGGAUCCUGAAGAUGUCGAUGUGGAUAAACCAGAUGAGAAAUCUAUUAUGACCUAUGUAGCCCAGUUUCUGAAACAAUAUCCGGACAUCCACAAUACAGGCACCGACGGGCAAGAGACUGAUGAAAUAAUUCCAGGUUUCCCAUCUUUUGCAAAUUCUAUCCAAAAUUUUAAGAGAGAUGACAGGCUAAUUUUGAAGGAAACAAAAGUUUGGAUAGAACAAUUUGAAAGAGAUUUGACAAGGGCACAGAUGACAGAAUCAAAUUUGCAGGAUAAAUAUCAGUCAUUUAAGCACUUCAGAGUUCAAUAUGAAAUAAAAAGGAAACAGAUUGAACAUUUAAUACAACCAUUACAUAGAGAUGGUAAAUUGUCACUUGACCAAGCGUUGGUAAAACAGUCCUGGGACAGAGUGUCCUCCAGGCUCUUUGAUUGGCAUAUUCAGCUUGAUAAAUCUCUUCCUGCACCUCUGGGUACCAUAGGAGCCUGGUUAUACAGAGCAGAGCUGGCUCUGAGAGAGGAGAUAACCAUUCAGCAGGUCCAUGAGGAAACGGCCAACACAAUACAACGCAAACGUGAGCAACACAAGGAUCUGCUUCAAAACACAGAUGCCCACAAAAGAGCGUUCCAUGAAAUCUACCGGACCAGGUCUGUGAAUGGGAUCCCAGUGCCACCUGAUCAAUUAGAGGACAUGGCCGAGAGGUUUCAUUUUGUUUCCUCCACAUCAGAGCUACACUUAAUGAAAAUGGAAUUUCUAGAGUUAAAGUACCGUCUACUCUCACUGCUGGUUCUUGCAGAGUCAAAGCUGAAAUCUUGGAUCAUCAAGUAUGGGAGGAGAGAGUCAGUGGAGCUGCUUCUGCAAAACUACAUCUCUUUUAUAGAAAAUAGCAAGUUCUUUGAGCAAUAUGAAGUGACAUACCAGAUCUUGAAGCAGACAGCUGAGAUGUACGUCAAAGCUGAUGGUUCAGUGGAAGAAGCCGAGAAUGUGAUGAAAUUCAUGAAUGAAACUACUGCCCAGUGGAGGAACCUCUCAGUAGAAGUUAGGAGCGUGAGGAGCAUGCUGGAAGAAGUCAUCGCUAACUGGGAUCGAUAUGGCAAUACUGUGGCUAGUCUUCAGGCCUGGCUGGAGGAUGCUGAAAAAAUGCUAAAUCAAUCAGAACAUGCCAAAAAGGAUUUUUUUCGAAACUUGCCCCAUUGGAUUCAGCAGCACACUGCCAUGAAUGAUGCCGGCAAUUUUCUCAUUGAAACAUGUGAUGAGAUGGUUUCCCGUGAUCUUAAACAACAGUUGCUGUUGCUAAAUGGGCGAUGGAGGGAGUUGUUUAUGGAAGUUAAGCAAUAUGCUCGAGCUGAUGAGUUGGACAGAAUGAAGAAAGAAUACGCAGACUGUAUUACUACCCUGUCUGAUUUUGCAGCUGAAGCCCAUAGGAAACUUUCGGAGCCCUUAGAAGUCUCUUUCAUUAAUGUCAAGUUAUUAAUUCAAGACUUGGAGGAUAUUGAGCAGAGGGUGCCUGUGAUGGAUGCUCAGUACAAGAUGAUUACAAAGACAGCACACCUCAUUACCAAAGAGAGCUCCCAAGAAGAAGCUAAGGAAAUGUUUGCAACCAUGUCUGGGCUUAAAGAACAGCUAACCAAGGUCAAAGAAUGUUACUCCCCACUCCUUUAUGAGUCUCAGCAGCUGUUGAUACCGUUGGAAGAAUUAGAAAAACAGAUGACAUUCUUUUAUGAAUCACUUGGGAAAAUAAAUGAAAUUCUAACAGUUCUUGAGCAUGAGGCACAAUCAAGUGCUCUUUUUAAACAAAAACAUCAGGAACUGUUAGCUUGUCAAGAAAGCUGUAAGAAAACUAUGACACAGAUUGAGAAAGGCAGUCAAAAUGUUCAAAAGUUUGUGACCUUGAGCAAGGUGUUAAAGCAUUUUGAUCAGAAGAAGCUACAGAGACAGAUUGCAGAUGCUCAUGUUGCUUUUCAAAAUAUGGUAAAGAAAACUGGAGAUUGGAAGAAACACGUGGAAACCAACAGCCGCUUGAUGAAGAAAUUUGAGGAGUCUCGAGCAGAGCUGGAGAAGGUGCUGCGGACGGCUCAGGAGGGCAUGGAGGAAAAGGGGAAUCCAGAAGACCUCCUGAGGAGACAUACUGAGUUUUUCAGUCAGCUGGAUCAGAGGGUGCUCAAUGCUUUUCUGAAAGCUUGUGACGAGCUCACCGACAUUCUCCCUGAGCAGGAACAGCAGGGCCUGCAGGAAGCUGUCAGAAAGCUGCAUAAACAGUGGAAGGAUCUUCAAGGAGAAGCCCCAUAUCAUUUGCUUCAUCUGAAGAUUGAUGUGGAGAAGAAUAGGUUCUUAGCUUCAGUGGAAGAGUGCAGAACCGAGCUGGAUCGAGAGACCAAGCUGGUGCCCCAGGAAGGCAGCGAAAAGAUCCUUAAAGAGCACAGGAUUUUCUUCAGUGACAAAGGUCCUCAUCACCUCUGUGAGAAAAGGUUACAGCUCAUUGAAGAACUGUGUCUGAAGCUCCCAGUCCGGGACCCUGUAAGGAACACCCCUGAGACUUGCCACGUGACACUCAAAGAGCUCAGAGCUGCCAUUGACAGCACCUAUGCGAAGCUCGUGGAGGACCCGGACAAGUGGAAGGACUACACUGGCAGAAUUUCUGAGUUCUCAUCUUGGAUAUCUGCAAAGGAGACACAGUUGAAGGAGAUUAAGAGUGAGGCCAUCGAUACUGCCAACCAUGGAGACAUUAAACAUGCUGUAGAAGAGAUCAGAAAUGACGUUUCCAAAAAAGGCGAGAUUCUCAACUGGCUGAAAUCCAGGCUUAAAAUUUUGAUUGAAGUUUCUUCUGAGAACGAAGCCCAGAAGCAAGGAGAUGAGCUGGCAAAAUUGUCUAGUUCCUUCAAGGCUUUUGUAACUUUGUUGUCAGAGGUUGAAAAGAGGGUAAGCAACUUUGGGGACUGUGUCCAGUACAAAGAAAUAGUCCAAAGUUCCCUUGAAGAGUUAAUUUCUGGCUCUAAAGAAGUCCAGGAACAAGCCGAGAAGAUCUUGGACGCUGAAAGUCUGUUCGAAGCGCAGCAGUUGCUCCUUCAUCACCAGCAAAAGACAAAGAGGAUCUCUGCAAAGAAGCAGGAUGUGCAGCAGCAGCUCGCACAGGCUCGGCAGGGGGAAGGUGGGUUGCCCAGCCAGGCCCAAGAAGAGCUGUGGAAGCUGGAGAGCACCCUGGACAGCAUGGAGCACAGCAGGGAGAAGCAGGAACGCCGCAUCCAGCUCACGUUAAGAAAAUGGGAGAGAUUUGAAACAAACAAAGAGACAGUGGUCAGAUACCUUUUUCAAACAGGUUCCAGCCACGAGCGCUUCUUGAGUUUCAGCAGUUUGGAAAGCUUGUCGUCAGAACUGGAACAGACAAAGGAGUUCUCUAAACGAACUGAAGGCAUUGCAGUCCAGGCUGAGAAUCUUGUGAAGGAAGCUUCAGAGAUACCACUUGGGCCCAAGAAUAAGCAGCUGCUUCAACAGCAGGCCAAAUCAGUCAGAGAGCAAGUCAAAAAAUUAGAAGGCACGCUUGAAGAAGAUAUUAAAACCAUGGAAAUGGUGAAAAACAAGUGGGAUCAUUUUGGCAAUAAUUUUGAGACCCUGUCCGUCUGGAUUACUGAGAAAGAAAAAGAACUCAGUGCUCUGGAAACUUCGUCAUCUGCCAUGGACAUGCAAAUCAGCCAAAUUAAGGUCAUAAUUCAAGAAAUAGAAAGUAAGAUCAGCAGCAUUACAGGACUAGAAGAAGCAGCUCAGUCUUUUGCCCAAUUUAUUACCACUGGAGAAUCUGCUCGAAUCAAAGCCAAGUUAACACAAAUAAGAAGAUACUGGGAAGAACUUCGAGAACAUGCACAGUGUCUGGAAGGAACAAUCCUGGGACAUCUAUCUCAGCAGCAAAAGUUUGAGGAGAAUCUUAGAAAGAUCCAGCAGUCUGUGUCUGAAUUUGAAAAUAAACUUGCUGAGCCAAUCAAAAUAUGUUCUUCAGCUACAGAAACAUACAAAGUCCUCCAAGAACAUAUGGAUCUCUGUCAGGCCCUGGAAUCGCUGGCCAGCACAGUAGCUGCUUUCUCAGCCAGUGCCCGGAAGGUUGCUAACAGAGGCUCCUCCGUCCAGGAGGCCGCGGCCCUGCAGCAGAGAUACGAGGGGAUGCUGAAUCAGGCUAAGGAGAGACAGACUGUGCUGGAGAACGUGCUGGCCCACUGGCAGAGGCUAGAGAAAGAAUUGUCAACCUUUUUGACCUGGUUAGAGCGGUGUGAAGCUAUCGCCAGUUCCCCAGAAAUGGACAUUUCUGCAGACAGAGUCAAAGUGGAGAGUGAACUUCAGUUAACACAGGCGCUGCAAAAUGAAGUCGUAUCCCAGGCCUCCAUCUACAGCAACCUUUUGCAGUUGAAGGAAUCACUGUUUUCAGUGGCCUCCAAAGACGAUGUGAAAAUGAUGAAACUACAUUUGCAGCAGUUGGAUGAAAGAUGGAGAGAUUUGCCACAGAUAAUUAGCAAAAGGAUUAAUUUUCUUCAGUCGGUGGUUGCUGAACACCAGCAAUUUGAUGAACUACUGCUUUCCUUUUCUGUCUGGAUUAAGCUGUUUCUCAGUAAAUUACAGACUACUUCUGAGAUAAGCCUAACAGACCAUCAGGCAGCUCUCACUCGGCACAAGGACCACGCAGCAGAAGUAGAGAGCAAAAAGGGAGAACUGCAGAGUCUGCAGAGUCACCUCGUGAGGCUGGGUGCUCUGGGUCGAGGGGAGGACCUCCACCUCCUCCAGGGCAAGGCGGAGGACUGCUUCCAGCUCUUCGAGGAGGCCAGCCAGGUCGUGGAGAGACGGCAGCUUGCCCUUGCCCAGCUGGCUGAAUUCCUACAGAGCCAUGCCUCUCUGUCAGCAGUUCUCCACCGGCUGAGGGAAACGGUGGAAGCAACCCACAGUAUGAAUAAGAAACAGUCUGACUUAUUAGAAAAGGACCUAAAGAAUGCUAUUCAAGAUGUUAAAACAUUAGAAUCUACUGCCAUCAGUCUUGAUGGUGUUCUCACCAAAGCCCAGUAUCAUCUUAAAAGUGGAAGUUCUGAGCAAAGGACUUCCUGCAGAACAACAGCUGAUCAUCUCUGUUUUGAAUUAGAGAGGAUCCAGAACCUUCUAGGAACCAAGCAGAGUGAGGCAGAUGCCCUGGCAGUACUGAAAAAAGCAUUCCAAGACCAGAAAGAGGAGUUGCUGAAAAGCAUUGAGGAUAUCGAAGAGCGGACUGACAAAGAGCGAUUGAAAGAACUUACCCGCCAAGCCCUUCAACAGAGGCUGAGAGUCUUUAAUCAGUUGGAAGAUGAAUUGAAUUCUCAUGAGCAUGAACUAUGUUGGUUGAAAGAUAAAGCCAAGCAAAUUGCCCAGAAAGAUGUAGGCUUUGCGCCUGAAGUUGAUAGGGAGAUCAACUGCUUAGAAGUCACCUGGAAUGAUACCAAAAAACUCAUUCAUGAAAACCAGGGUCAAUGCUGUGGACUUAUUGACUUAAUGAGAGAAUACCAGAAUCUGAAGUCAGCUGUAUCUAAAGUCCUAGAAAAGGCCAGCAAUGUGAUUGCAACCAGAACUACUAUAAAAGAUCAGGAGGACCUGAAAUGGGCCCUAUCCAAGCAUGAAACUGCCAAGAACGAAAUGUGUAAUAAGCAGAAAGAAUUGGAUAACUUUACCAGUAAAGGAAAACAGCUGUUAUCUGAGCUGAAAAAAAUUCACAGUAGUGAUUUCACCUUGGUGAAAAGAGACAUGGAGAACACCGUGGACAAAUGGCUGGAUGUAUCAGAGAGAAUUGAGGAAAACAUGGAUAAGCUGAGGCUAAGCCUGUCCAUUUGGAAUGAUGUACUGUCAGGUAAAGAGGAGAUUGACGGAUGGUCAAACAAUUCUGUUCCACAGCUGGCCGAAAGCAUCAGCAACCUGAAUAACAGCCUCAAAGCAGAAGAAUUCCUAAAAGAAUUUGAGUCUGAAGUUAAAAACAAAGCCUUGAGAUUGGAAGAACUUCAUUCCAAAGUUAAUGAUCUUAAAGAAUUAACUAAAAAUCUGGAAACACCACCAGAGCUUCAGUUUAUAGAAGCAGACUUAAGGCAGAAACUGGAGCAUGCCAAAGAAAUUACCGAAGAAGCAAAAGGAACCUUGAAAGAGUUCGCUGCUCAGAGUACACAGGUGGAGAAAUUUAUUAAUGACAUAACAACCUGGCUGACAAAACUAGAAGAAUCGUUGAUGAACUUUGCCCAAACUGAGACUUGCGAAGGGUUGAAAAAGGUGAAGGAAAUACAAAAAGAACUCCAAAGUCAGCAAAGCAACAUCAGCUCCACCCAGGAAAAUCUCAACAGCUUGUGUCGCAAGUACCACUCAGUUGAGUUGGAGAGUCUGGGCAGUGCAAUGACCGGGCUGAUAAAGAAACAUGAGGCUGCGAGCCAGCUGUGCUCCAAAACACAGGCCAGCCUUCAGGAUUCUCUGGAAAAACAUUUCAAUGAGUCUAUGCGGGAAUUUCAAGAAUGGUUUUCUGGAACAAAGGAAGCAGCAAAAAAAUCAUCUGAUAGAACUGGUGACAGCAAAGUUCUAGAAGCAAAGCUCCAUGAUCUCCAGAACAUUUUGGAUUCAGUCAGUGAUGGGCAGAGCAAGCUUGAUGCCGUGACUCAAGAAGGACAAACUUUGUACGCCCAUGUGUCUAAACAAAUCGUCAGUAGCAUUCAGGAACAAAUUACAAAGGCUAAUGAAGAGUUUCAAGCGUUUCUGAAACAAUGCCUUAAAGACAAACAGGCUCUUCAAGACUGUGCUUUAGAACUUGGGAGUUUUGAGGAUCAGCACAGAAAACUGAACUUAUGGAUCCGUGAAAUGGAUGAAAGGUUAAGUACAGAAAAUUUAGGAGAGAGUAAACAGCACAUUCCUGAGAAGAAAAAUGAAGUCCAUAAAGUUGAAAUGUUUCUGGGAGAACUCCUGGCUGCAAGAGAGUCUCUUGAUAAGCUUUCGCAGAGAGGGCAGGUUCUCAGUGAAGAAGGCCACGGUGCUGGGAAAGAGGGACGCCUGUGCUCCCAGCUCCUCUCUAACUACCAGAACUUGCUCAGGAUGACCAAAGAGAAACUGCGAAGCUGCCAGGUGGCCCUGCAGGAGCACGAAGCCCUGGAGGAGGCGCUGCGGAGCAUGUGGUCCUGGGUGAAAGACGUUCAAGACAGGCUGGCCUGUGCAGAGAGCACCCCUGGGAGCAAGGACACCUUGGAGAAACGGCUGUUACAGAUCCAGGAUAUUCUCCUGAUGAAGGGUGAAGGAGAAGUUAAGUUGAACAUGGCCAUUGGCAAAGGGGAGCAGGCCUUGAGAAGUAGCAACAAAGAAGGUCAGAAGGUGAUUCAGACUCAGCUACAGACCCUCAAAGACGUGUGGGCUGACAUCAUGAGCUCUUCUGUCCGUGCUCAGAGCACUUUAGAGGCUGUGAUUAGCCAAUGGAAUGACUAUCUAGAAUGGAAAAACCAGUUGGAGCAGUGGAUGGAAUCAGUGGACCAAAAAGUGGAACAUCCCUUGAAAGCGCAGCCAGGUCUGAAAGAGAAGUUCGCCCUUCUGGACCACUUUCAGUCCAUCGUGUCUGAGGGGGAAGAACAUGCCCAAGUCCUGCACCGCCUCAUCACAAAGUCCAGGGAGCUCUGCCAGAAGACUGAGGACGAGUCUUUCAAGGAAGCAGCUCAAGAGGAACUGAAAACACAGUUCAAUGAUAUAAUGACUGUUGCCAAGGAGAAAAUGAGGAAAGUGGAAGAGAUCGUGAAAGACCAUCUAAUGUAUUUGGAUGCAAUCCAGGAAUUCACAGAUUGGCUCCAUUCAGCAAAGGAGGAACUUCACCGGUGGUCAGAUAUGUCUGGAGACUCAUUAGCCACCCAGAAAAAGUUGUCUAAAAUUAAGGAGCUGAUGGAUUCCAGAGAGAUUGGUGCAAGCCGCCUGAGCAGAGUGGAGUCUCUGGCUCCUGCGGUGAAACAGAACACAACUGCCAGUGGGUGUGAGCUCAUGGACACGGAGAUGCAGGCCCUGUGCGCCGACUGGAAGCAGUGGGAAGACAGUGUUUUCCAAACGCAGACCAGCUUGGAGAACCUCGUUAGCCAAAUGGCUCUUUCGGAACAGGAGUUCUCAGGCCAAGUGGCUCAACUGGAGCAGGGCCUGGAAGAGUUCAGUGCCCUUCUGACAAGCUGGGCUCAGCAGUUAACUCUCCUGGAAGGCAAGAACACAGAUAAGGAAAUAGUGGAAUGCUGGCAGAAAGGACAAGAGAUACUGGAUGCCCUACAGAAAGCAGAGCCUAAGACUGAGGAUCUCAAGUCUCAGCUGAAUGAACUUUGUCGAUUCUCCAGAGACCUGAGUACAUACAGUGGGAAAGUUUCUGGCCUGAUUAAAGAAUAUAAUUGUCUUUGUUUGCAAGCAUCCAAGGGCUGUCAGAAUAAAGAACAGAUUUUACAGCAAAGAUUUCGAAGAGCCUUCAAGGAUUUCCAGCAGUGGUUGGUUAAUGCAAAAAUCACUACCGCCAAAUGUUUUGAUAUACCUCAAAAUAUUAGUGAAGUUUCAACAAGUCUUCAGAAAAUACAAGAAUUGUUGUCAGAAAGUGAAAAUGGACAACACAAGCUAAAUACGAUGCUAUCUAAAGGAGAACUUUUGAGUACUCUGUUGACCAAAGAGAAAGCUAAUGGUAUCCAGGCCAAAAUUGCAACUGCAAAAGAGGAUUGGAAAAAUUUUCAUUCAAAUCUCCACCAGAAGGAGUCUGCCCUCGAGAAUCUAAAGAUCCAAAUGAAAGACUUUGAAGUAAGCGCUGAGCCUGUACAGGACUGGCUGAGUAAAACCGAGAAGGUGGUGCAUGAAAGCAGCAACCGCCUGUAUGAUCUGCCUGCAAAGAGGAGAGAACAACAGAAGCUCCAGUCUGUCCUUGAGGAAAUAAACUGCUACGAACCUCAGCUCAACAGGCUAAAAGAGAAAGCUCAGCAGCUGUGGGAAGGACAAGCUGCCAGCAAGAGCUUUAUGCACAGAGUGUCGCAGCUGUCUUCUCAGUAUCUAGCUCUAAGCAAUUUAACAAAGGAGAAAGUGUCAAGGCUGGAUAGGACUGUGGCAGAGCACAAUCAAUUCUCCCUCGGGAUUAAAGAACUUCAGGACUGGAUGACAGAUGCCGUUCACAUGCUGGACUCUUACUGCCACCCAACAUCUGACAAAAGCGUGCUGGACAGCAGGAUGCUCAAACUUGAGGCUCUGCUGUCAGUGAAACAGGAGAAAGAGAUCCAGAUGAAAAUGAUAGUGACCAGAGGGGAGUCUGUCCUUCAGAACACCUCUCCGGAAGGUGUUGCUGCCAUUCAGCAGCAACUGCAGAGCGUGAAGGACAUGUGGGCUGCCCUCCUGUCUGCAGGGAUUCGCUGUAAAAGUCAACUUGAAGGAGCUCUGUCUAAGUGGACAAGUUAUCAAGAUGACGUUCGCCAGUUCUCCAGUUGGAUGGACGGUGUGGAAGCCAGCCUGAAUGAAUCUGAAAGGCAGUACGCAGAGCUGCGGGAGAAGACAACUGCUCUGGGGAAAGCCAAGUUACUAAAUGAAGAAGUUCUGAGUCACAGCAGCUUGCUGGAGACCAUCGAAGUCAAGGGGGCUGGCAUGACGGAACACUACGUCACCCAGUUAGAACUCCAGGAUCUACAGGAGCGAUACAGGGCAAUCAAAGAGAGGGCCAAGGAAGCAGUAACCAAGUCUGAAAAACUAGUUCGAUUGCACCAAGAGUAUCAGAGAGACCUGAAGGCAUUUGAAGUUUGGCUGGGGCAAGAACAAGAAAAGCUUGACCGAUACUCAGUUCUUGAAGGUGAUGCCCACACUCAUGAGUCAACAUUGCGGGAUCUUCAGGAGCUACAAGUGCACUGCGCAGAGGGGCAGGCGCUGCUGAAUUCAGUGCUGCACACCAGAGAGGAAGUGAUCCCGUCGGGCAUCCCCCAGACAGAGGAUCGAGCUUUAGAGUCACUCCGGCAGGACUGGCAGGCUUACCAGCAGAGACUGUCUGAGACCCGGACUCAGUUCAACAAUGUAGUCAACAAAUUGAGGCUGAUGGAACAAAAGUUUCAGCAAGUAGAUGAGUGGCUGAAAACACUGGAGGAGAAAGUGAGUCUCAGGCCUGGACGUCAGUCUAACCGGGCAACCAAGGAGACACAGUUGCAUCAGAUGAAGAAGUGGCACGAAGAAGUCACCACAUACAGAGAUGAAGUUGAGGAAGUGGGAGCCAGAGCGCAGGAGAUCCUGGACGAGAGCCACGUGAGCAGCCAACUGGGCUGCCAGGCCACCCAGCUGACUUCCAGAUACCAGGCCCUUCUUCUCCAAGUCCUGGAACAAAUAAAAUUCCUGGAGGAAGAGAUCCAGAGUUUGGAGGAAUCAGAAUUAUCCCUAAGUUCCUAUUCUGAUUGGUACAGCUCCACUCAUAAAAAUUUCAAAAAUGUGGCUGCCAAAAUUGAUAAAGUAGAUCAAGCAAUGAUGGGGAAAAAAAUGAGGACACUGGAGGGUUUGCUAAAAGACAUGGAGAAAGGCCACAGUUUGCUGAAAUCGGCCCGGGAGAAAGGAGAGAGAGCUCUUAGAUACUUAGAGGAUGAUGAGGCAGAGACGUUAAGAAAAGAGAUCCACCAUCACGUGGAGCAGUUGAAGGAACUGACCAGCACUGUCCGAAAAGAGCACAUGACUCUGGAAAAAGGCCUUCAUUUAGCAAAGGAAUUCUCAGAUAAAUAUAAAGCAUUAACUCAAUGGAUAGCAGAAUACCAAGAAAUCCUACAGAUUCCUGAAGAACCCAAAAUGGAAUUAUAUGAGAAAAAAGCUCAGUUAUCUAAAUAUAAGUCUCUUCAACAAACGGUACUGUCUCACGAGCCAUCAGUAAAAUCAGUGCGAGAGAAAGGGGAAGCUCUUCUGGAACUGGUGCAGGAUGUUGCUUUAAAGGAGAAAAUAGAUAAACUUCAAGAUGAUUACCAGGACCUCUGCAGUGCAGGAAAGGAGCAUGUCUGCAGUCUCGAGGCAAAAGUCAGAGACCACGAAGGUUACAACAGUGAGCUCCAAGAAGUGGAAAAGUGGCUGCUGCAGAUGUCAGGCAGGCUGGUGGCGCCCGACCUCAUGGAGACAAGCAGUCUGGAGACAAUUACUCAGCAACUGGCCCACCACAAGGCAAUGAUGGAAGAAAUUGCGAGUUUUGAAGAACGUUUGAACAACCUUAAAAUUAAAGGUGACGAUUUGAUCAGCCAAUGUGCAGACCACCUUCAAGCGAAGCUUAAACAAAAUGUGCACACUCAUCUGCAGGGCACGAGGGAUAGUUACUCGGCAAUCUGCAGUACAGCUCAGAGAGUGUACCAGAGUCUUGAACAUGAACUUCAGAAGCAUGUUAGUCGACAGGACACUCUACAGCAGUGCCAGGCCUGGCUUUCUGCAGUCCAGCCAGACUUAAAGCCAAGCCCACAUCCACCUCUUAGCCGGGCGGAAGCCGUUAAGCAGGUCAAACACUUCAGAGCUUUGCAGGAACAAGCAAGGACUUAUUUAGAUCUCCUUUGCUCCAUGUGUGACUUGUCGAACUCUUCAGUGAAAACCACAGCAAAAGACAUUCAACAAACCGAGCAAAUGAUUGAACAAAGGCUUGCCCAGGCACAGAACUUAACCCAGGGCUGGGAAGAGAUCAAGCACAUGAAGGCUGAGUUUUGGAUUUACCUCCAGGAUGCCGAUCAGCAACUGCAGAAUAUGAAGAGGAGGCAUGCAGAACUGGAACUGAAUAUUGCACAGAACAUGGUUUCCCAAGUAAAGGAUUUUGUUAAGAAACUACAGGGAAAGCAAGCGUCAGUGACCGCCAUUACAGACAAGGUGAAUAAGUUAACCAAGAAGCAGGAGUCUCCUGAACACAAGGAAAUAAGUCAUUUAAAUGACCACUGCCUAGACCUCUGCCUUCAGUCUAACAACCUAUGUUUGCAAAGGGAAGAGGAUCUUCAGAGAACAAGAGAUUACCAUGACUGUAUGAACGUCGUUGAAGCAUUCUUGGAAAAAUUUACCACAGAAUGGGAUAACUUGGCCAGAUCUGAUGCAGAGAGUACAGCUGUCCAUCUGGAGGCUUUGAAAAAGUUAGCAUUGGCAUUGCAGGAGAGAAAGCAGGCUGUUGACAAUCUGAAAGAUCAAAAGCAGAAAAUGAUAGAACAUCUGAAUUUAGAUGACAAAGAAUUAGUCAAAGAACAGACGAGCCACCUGGAACAACGUUGGUUUCAGCUUGAGGACCUUGUUAAAAGGAAAAUCCAAGUAUCAGUCACCAACUUGGAGGAGUUAAAUGUGGUGCGGUCCAGGUUUCAGGAGCUCAUGGAGUGGGCAGAAGAACAGCAACCCAACAUUGCUGAGGCCCUUAAACAGAGCCCCCCACCUGAGAUGGCUCAGAACCUUCUCAUGGAUCACCUUGCCAUUUGCAGUGAACUGGAGGCCAAACAGAUGCUCUUGAAAUCCCUCAUGAAGGACGCUGACAGGGUGAUGGCUGAUCUUGGCCUAAAUGAGCGGCAGAUAAUCCAGAAGGCACUCUCUGAUGCACAAAGGCAUGUGAAUUGUCUCAGUGACUUAGUGGGCCAGAGACGAAAGUACUUAAACAAGGCCUUGUCCGAGAAAACCCAGUUUCUCAUGGCGGUGUUCCAGGCGACCAGCCAAAUUCAGCAACACGAGCGAAAGAUAAUGUUCCGUGACCAUAUCUGCCUGUUACCGGACGAUGUCAGCAAACAGGUCAAAACCUGUAAGAGUGCGCAAGCCAGCCUCAAGACUUACCAGAACGAGAUCACCGGACUGUGGGCCCAGGGUCGUGAACUAAUGAAGGGAGCCACAGAACAGGAAAAGGGUGAAGUCUUGGGUAAGCUUCAGGAAUUGCAGAGCGUCUACGACACUGUGUUACAAAAGUGUAGCCAUCGGCUACAAGAACUAGAGAAAAAUUUGGUUUCUAGAAAGCAUUUUAAGGAAGACUUUGAUAAAGCUUGUCACUGGCUAAAACAAGCAGAUAUUGUUACAUUUCCUGAAAUCAACCUAAUGAAUGAGAGUACUGAGCUUCAGACACAACUGGCCAAAUACCAACACAUUCUGGAACAAUCUCCAGAAUAUGAAAAUCUCCUACUUAUGCUCCAGAGAACCGGGCAGGCCAUAUUGCCAUCGCUGAAUGAAGUCGAUCAUUCCUACCUCAGUGAAAAACUCAGCGCUCUGCCCCUGCAAUUUAAUGUCAUCGUUGCCUUAGCUAAAGACAAGUUCUAUAAGAUCCAAGAAGCAAUUCUUGCUCGGAAAGAAUAUGCUUCCUUGAUCGAGUUGACAACCCAGUCUCUGAGUGAACUCGAAGACCAGUUCUUGAAGAUGAGCCACGUCCCCACCGACCUGGUUGUUGAAGAGGCUCUGUCUCUUCAGGAGGGUUGCAGAGCCCUUCUGGGGGAGGUGGCAGGCCACGGGGAAGCAGUGGGUGAACUGAACCAGAAGAAAGAAAGCUUUCGCAGCACGGGUCAGCCUUGGCAGCCAGACAAGAUGCUGCAUCUUGUCACCUUGUACCACAGGCUGAAGCGACAAACAGAACAAAGGGUUAGCUUAUUAGAAGACACCACCAGUGCUUAUCAAGAGCACACAAAGAUGAGCCACCAGCUAGAGAAACAGCUAGACAAUGUGAAAACAGAGCAGUCCAAAGUGAACGAGGAGACGCUUCCCGCGGAGGAGAAGCUCAAAAUCUAUCACUCCUUGGCAGGAAGCCUUCAGGAUUCAGGAAUUCUUCUGAAACGAGUGACCGUGCAUCUUGAAGAUCUUGUGCCACACCUUGAUCCCUUGGCUUACGAGAAAGCCAAACAUCAGAUCCAGUCCUGGCAAGACGAGUUGAAACUGUUGACUUCGGCCAUCGGCGCGACGGUGACCGAGUGUGAGAACCGCAUGGUGCAGAGCAUAGACUUCCAGACCGAGAUGAGCCGCUCCCUGGACUGGCUGAGGAGCGUGAAGGCAGAACUGAGUGGCCCGCUGUGCCUGGACCUGAACCUGAGGGACAUCCAGGAGGAGAUCAGGAAGAUCCAGAUUCAUCAGGAGGAGGUGCAGUCCAGCCUGAGAAUAAUGAAUGCCCUGAGUAAUAAGGAGAAGGAAAAAUCCACGAAAGCCAAGGAGCUGCUGUCUGCUGAUUUACAACACACUCUUGCUGACCUCUCGGAGCUUGAUGGGGACAUUCAGGAGGCCUUACGCACCAGACAGGCUGCCUUGACUCAAAUAUACAGUCAAUGUCAAAGAUACUAUCAAGUAUUUCAAGCAGCUAAUGACUGGCUUGAGGAUGCCCAUGAAAUGCUACAGCUGGCGGGGAAUGGCCUAGAUGUGGAGAGUGCAGAGGAAAAUGUGAAGAGCCACAUGGAAUUUUUUAGUACAGAGGAUCAGUUCCACCACAAUCUGGAGGAGCUCCAAGGCCUGGUAGCCAGCCUGGACCCACUCAUCAAACCAACUGGAAGAGAGGACUUAGCACAGAAAAUGGCUUCCUUGGAAGAGAGGAGCCAGAGGAUAAUACAGGAUGCACAUGCCCAAUUAGAUCUCUUGCAAAGAUGUGCAGCUCAGUGGCAGGAUUACCAGAAGGCAAGGGAAGAGGUUAUUGAAUUGAUGAAUGAUGCAGAAAAGAAACUGUCUGAGUUUUCUUUAUUGAAGACUUUUUCCAUUCAUGAAGCAGAAGAAAAAUUGUCAGAACACAAGGGUUUAGCGUCAGUAGUUAACUCUUUCCACGAGAAAAUUGUGACCCUAGAGGAUAAAGCUUCACAACUGGAAAAAACUGGAAAUGACGCAAGCAAAGCAACCAUAAGCAGGUCAAUGACUACUGUCUGGCAGCGCUGGAGUCGUCUCCGUGCUGUAGCCCAGGACCAGGAGAAGAUUCUAGAAGAUGCAGUGGCUGAGUGGAAGAGCUUUAACAAUAAGGUUAAGAAAGCCACUGAAAUGAUUGAUCAGCUGCAAGAUAAAUUACCAGGAAGUUCUGCAGAGAAAGCCUCAAAAGCAGAACUUUUAACUCUUCUUGAAUGUCAUGACACAUUCGUUGCAGAGCUGGAACAGCAACAGUCAGCCCUCGGCAUGCUGAGGCAACAAGCACUGAGCAUGCUCCAGGACGGGGCCACGCCAUCCCCUGGAGAAGAGCCCCCCAUCGUGCAGGAAAUCAUGGCAAUGCAAGAUCGGUGCCUGAACAUGCAGGAGAAAGUGAAGAAUAAUGGAAAGGUGGUCAAGCAAGAGCUGAGGGAGCGAGAAGUGGUGGAGACUCAAAUCAACUCUGUGAAAUCUUGGGUUCAGGAAACAAAGGAAUAUUUGGGGAAUCCAACAAUAGAAAUAGAUGCUCAACUUGAAGAACUUCAGAUUCUACUAACAGAAGCCACAAAUCACCGACAGAACAUUGAGAAAACGGCUGAAGAGCAGAAGAAUAAGUACCUGGGUCUUUAUACUAUAUUACCUUCUGAGCUCUCCCUUCAGUUAGCUGAAGUGGCAUUGGACCUAGGAACUAUCCAUGAUCAGAUCCAGGACAAAGUAAAAGAAGUUGAACAGGACAAGGCCACGAGCCAGGAAUUCAGCCGACAAAUUCAGAAGAUAGCCAAAGAUCUCACAACAAUUCUGACUCAGCUGAGAGCAAAGACAGAUAAUUUAGUUCAAGCUACAACUGAACAAAAGGUGCUAGGAGAGGAAUUAAAUGGCUAUAAUGUAAAGUUGAUGGAACUAGAUGAAGCAGUACAGAAAUUCUCGGAACACAAUGGCCAACUGGGUAAGCCACUGGCCAAGAAGAUAGGAAAACUGUCUGAACUUCACCAGCAGACCAUUAAACAGGCUGAGAGUCGGCUCUCCCAGCUCAGUCAGGCAGCAUCACAUUUAGAAGAAUACAAUGAAACGCUUGAAUUGAUUUUGAAGUGGAUUGACAAAGCUAAAAUCUUGGUACAUGGGAAGAUUGCGUGGAAUUCUGCAAACCAACUUCGGGAACAAUACAUUUCACACCAGACCAUGCUAGAAGAAUCGGAAGAAAUCCACAACGAUCUGGAAGCAAUGACUGAGAAAUUACAGUGCCUCGCUAGCGUGUACUACACAGAAAAAAUGUCUCAGCAAGUGGCAGAACUGGGACGGGAGACGGAGGAGUUGCGGCAGGUGAUCAAAAUUCGUUUGCAGAAUCUCCAUGAUGCUGCCAAGGAUAUGAGAAAAUUUGAAACAGAGCUUAAAAACUUACAGUUUGCUUUGGAGCAAGCCCAGACAACCCUGACCUCUCCAGAAGUUGGACGCCUUAGUCUCAAGGAACAACUCUCUCAUCGACAACAUUUGCUGUCUGAGAUGGAGUCACUCAAGCCAAAGGUCCACGCUGUGCAGAUCUGCCAGAGCGCGCUCCGGAUCCCAGAGGAUGUGGUCACCAACUUGCCGCUCUGCCACGCUGCUCUGCACCUGCAGGAAGAGGCCAGCCGGCUUCAGCACACAGCGAUCCAACAGUACAACAUCAUGCAGGAGGCUGCGGUGCAAUAUGAACAGUAUGAGCAAGAAAUGCAGCACCUGCAGGAGCUUAUCGAAGGAGCUCACCGAGAGAUUGAGGACCAGCCUGUGGCCACCAGUAACAUCCAGGAGCUGCAGGCCCAGAUUUCUCGGCACGAGGAGCUGGCUCAGAAAAUCAAGGGCUACCAGGAGCAGAUCUCCUCUUUGAACUCCAAGUGCAAGAUGCUGACGAUGAAAGCCAAGCACGCCACCAUGCUGCUGACGGUGACCGAGGUGGACGGGCUGGCGGAGGGCACAGAGGACCUGGAGGGGGAGCUCCUCCCCGCAACCUCGGCCCACCCCUCUGUGGUCAUGAUGACUGCAGGUCGCUGUCACACUUUGCUGUCACCUGUCACUGAGGAGUCUGGGGAGGAGGGAACCAACAGUGAGAUUUCCUCUCCACCUGCCUGUCGCUCCCCUUCACCCGUGGCUAAUACAGAUGCUUCUGUUAACCAGGACAUCGCUUAUUACCAAGCCUUGUCUGCUGAGCGCUUGCAGACGGAUGCGGCAAGGAUUCACCCCAGCACAUUGCCAUCCCAAGAGUUCUAUGAAGCAGGCCUGGAGCCAUCUGCUACUGCUAAACUGGAUGAUUUGCAGCGUUCUUGGGAAACCUUAAAGAAUGUGAUCAGUGAAAAGCAGCGCACACUCUAUGAAGCUUUGGAACGCCAACAAAGGUACCAGGACUCCCUCCAGUCCAUCUCCACAAAGAUGGAGGCCAUCGAGAUGAAACUCAGUGAGAGUCUAGAGCCUGGCAGGAGUCCAGAAAGCCAGAUGGCCGAACAUCAGUCUUUCCCACAGGCCUUGAUGGAUGAGAUUCUCAUGCUUCAAGAGGAAAUCACUGAGCUCCAGUCGUCGCUCGCAGAGGAGCUGGUGUCCGCAUCCCCGGAGUGUGACCCUGCGGAACAGCUGGCCUUGCAGUCCACACUCACCGUCUUAGCGGAGCGCAUGUCCACCAUCAAGAUGAAAGCAUCAGGGAAGCGACAGCUUUUGGAGGAGAAGUUAAAUGAUCAGCUGGAGGAACAGAGACAGGAACAGGCCCUGCAGAGGUAUCGUUGUGAAGCUGACGAGCUGGACCACUGGCUCUUGAGCACUAAGGCCACCCUGGACAUUGCACUGGGUACGCCCAAGGAGCCCAUGGACAUGGAGGCCCAGCUGGUGGACUGCCAGAACAUGCUGGUGGAAAUCGAGCAGAAGGUGGUAGCCUUAUCGGAGCUCUCCGUCCAUAAUGAAAACCUGAUGUUGGAGGGCAAGGCUCACACGAAGGAUGAGGCUGAGCAGCUGGCUGUGAAGCUGAGAACCCUCAAGGGGAGCCUUCUGGAGCUGCAGAGAGCGCUGCAUGACAAGCAGCUCAACAUCCAGCAGGGAACAGCACAAGAGAAGGAGGAAGGCGAUGCUGACUUGACUGCUGCUCAGAGCCCCAGUGUCCAGGAAUGGCUGGCCCAAGCUCGCACCGCGUGGACCCACCAGCGACAGAGCAGCCUCCAGCAACAAAAAGAGUUGGAACAAGAAUUAGCAGAGCAGAAGACUCUCCUCCGGUCGGUGGCCAGUCGCGGGGAGGAAAUUCUGACCCAGCAUUCAGCAGCGGAGACCUCUGGUGGUGUUGGCGAAAAACCUGAUGUGUUAUCCCAGGACUUGGGGAUGGAAGGGGAGAAAUCUCCUGCUGAAGACCAGAUGAGAAUGAAAUGGGAAAGCCUACAUCAAGAAUUUAGUACCAAGCAGAAACUACUACAGAAUGUUCUGGAACAGGAACAAGAGCAAGUGCUCUACAGCAGGCCAAAUCGGCUCCUGUCUGGCAUGCCACUCUACAAAGGGGACGGGGAGACCCAAGAUAAAUCUGCAGUGACCUCUUUGCUGGAUGGAUUGAACCAGGCCUUCGAGGAGGUUUCGUCCCAGGGUGGAGGGACGAAGAGGCAGAGUAUUCACUUGGAACAGAAGUUAUACGAUGGGGUCUCAGCCACCUCUACUUGGUUGGAUGAUGUCGAAGAACGUUUAUUUGUCACCACAGCCCUUUUACCAGAAGAAACAGAAACUUGCCUCUUCAACCAAGAGACUCUUGCCAAAGAUAUUAAGGAAAUGUCUGAAGAAAUGGAUAAGAACAAGAACUUGUUUUCCCAAGCAUUUCCAGAGAAUGGCGACAACCGAGAUGUUAUUGAAGACACUUUGGGUUGUCUUUUGGGCAGGCUAUCCUUGCUCGACUCAGUAGUCAAUCAACGAUGUCAUCAGAUGAAGGAAAGACUUCAGCAAAUACUCAAUUUCCAGAAUGAUCUGAAGGUGCUGUUUACCUCACUGGCGGACAACAAGUACAUCAUUCUGCAGAAGCUGGCAAAUGUGUUUGAACAGCCUGUGGCAGAGCAAAUAGAGGCAAUACAACAGGCUGAAGAUGGGCUCAAGGAAUUGGACGCAGGAAUCAUUGAGUUAAAGAGGCGUGGUGACAAGUUGCAGAUUGAGCAACCUUCCAUGCAAGAGCUUUCCAAACUCCAGGACAUGUAUGAUGAACUGAUGAUGACCAUUGGCUCCCGGCGGACUGGUCUGAACCAGAAUCUUGCACUCAAGAGUCAGUAUGAACGAGCCCUGCAAGAUCUGGCCGACCUGCUAGAAACCGGGCGAGAGAAGAUGGCAGGCAAUCAGAAGAUUAUCGUGUCUUCCAAAGAAGAAAUCCAACAACUACUUGACAAACACAAGGAAUACUUUCAGGGCCUGGAGUCUCAUAUGAUCUUGACUGAAACGCUCUUCAGAAAGAUAAUCAGCUUUGCAGUCCACCAGGAGACUCAGUUCCAUGCAGACCUGAUGGCGCAGGCUUCAGCCGUGCUGAAACGGGCUCACAAGAGAGGUGUAGAGUUGGAGUACAUUCUAGAGACAUGGUCCCAUCUGGAUGAGGACCACCAGGAGCUCAGCAGACAGCUGGAGGCAGUGGAAAACAGCAUCCCGAGCGUGGGUUUAGUGGAGGAGAGCGAGGACAGGCUCAUCGACCGGACAACACUCUACCAGCAUUUGAAAUCCAGCCUUAAUGAAUACCAGCCCAAAUUAUAUCAGGUAUUAGAUGAUGGGAAACGACUUCUGAUAUCCGUUAGCUGCUCGGAUCUAGAAAGCCAGCUAAAUCAACUUGGAGAACACUGGCUACAUAAUACCAACAAAGUGUCUAAGGAGCUUCACAGAUUGGAAACGAUAUUGAAACACUGGACCAGAUAUCAAAGCGAAUCUGCAGAUCUAAUUCACUGGCUACAAUCUGCAAAAGACAGGCUAGAAUUUUGGACUCAACAAUCUGUGACAGUCCCACAAGAACUGGAAAUGGUCCGCGAUCAUCUGAAUGCUUUCCUGGAGUUUUCCAAAGAAGUGGAUGCCAAAUCUUCCCUGAAAUCGUCUGUUCUGAGCACUGGAAACCAGCUUCUUCGAUUAAAGAAAGUGGACACAGCUGCCCUGCGUUCUGAGCUGUCACACAUUGAUGGCCAGUGGACUGACCUGCUGACGAACAUCCCAGCUGUCCAGGAAAAGCUCCACCAGCUCCAGAUGGAUAAGCUGCCUUCUCGCCAUGCCAUUUCUGAGGUCAUGACCUGGAUUUCUCUCAUGGAAAAUGUUAUUCAAAAGGAUGAAGAGAAUAUAAAAAAUUCCAUAGGUUACAAGGCAAUUCAUGAAUACCUUCAGAAAUAUAAGGGUUUCAAGAUAGACAUUAACUGUAAGCAGCUGACCGUCGAUUUCGUGAAUCAGUCUGUGCUGCAAAUCAGCAGUCAGGAUGUUGAAAGCAAACGCAGCGAUAAGACCGAUUUUGCUGAGCAACUUGGAGCAAUGAAUAAAAGUUGGCAAAUCCUGCAGGGUCUGGUAACAGAGAAGAUCCAGCUGUUGGAAGGCUUGUUAGAAUCUUGGUCAGAAUAUGAAAAUAAUGUACAGUGUCUGAAAACGUGGUUUGAAACCCAGGAAAAGAGACUGAAGCAACAACAUCGAAUUGGAGAUCAGACUUCAGUUCAGAAUGCAUUGAAAGACUGUCAGGAUCUGGAAGACUUGAUUAAAGCAAAAGAAAAAGAGGUAGAGAAAAUUGAACAGAAUGGACUUGCGUUGAUUCAGAACAAGAAAGAAGAAGUGUCUGACGUUGUCAGGAGCACGCUCCGGGAGCUCAGCCAGACCUGGGCAGAUUUAGACCACAUGGUUGGGCAGUUGAAGAUGCUGUUGAAGUCGGUGCUGGACCAAUGGAGCCAUCACAAAGUGGCCUUUGAUGAGAUAAACAGUUACCUGAUGGAGGCGCGAUAUUCUCUCGCCCGGUUCCGUCUGCUGACCGGCUCUCUGGAAGCUGUGCAGGUUCAGGUAGACAGCCUUCAGAAUCUUCAAGAUGAUCUGGAAAAACAGGAAAAGAGCUUACAGAAAUUUGGCUCUGUCACCAACCAAUUAUUAAAAGAUUGUCACCCACCUGUGACAGAAACUCUUAGCAAUACACUGAAAGAAGCCAAUAUGAGAUGGAAUAACUUGCUGGAAGAGAUUGCUGAGCAGCUGCACUCCAGCAAGGCCCUACUUCAACUCUGGCAAAGGUACAAGGACUACUCCAAACAGUGUGGGUCUAUGGUUCAGCAGAAGGAAGAUCGAACCAAUGAGCUCUUGAAGGCAGCCACUAACAAGGACAUCGCUGAUGACGAAGUUGCUACAUGGAUUCAAGAUUGCAACGACCUCCUCAAAGGACUGGGGACAGUCAAGGAUUCCCUUUUUGUGCUGCAUGAGCUGGGAGAGCAACUCAAGCAACAAGUGGAUGCUUCGGCAGCAUCAGCCAUUCAAUCUGAUCAGCUCUCUCUGAGUCAACAGUUGUGUGCCCUAGAGCAGGCUCUUUGCAAACAGCAGACUGUGUUACAGGCUGGAGUUCUUGACUAUGAAACUUUCACCAAGAGUUUAGAAGCUUUGGAGGCCUGGGUAGUAGAAGCUGAAGACAUCCUGCAAGGGCAGGACCCUGGCCACUCAUCUGACCUCUCGACCAUCCAGGAAAGGAUGGAAGAACUUAAGGAACAGAUGUUAAAAUUCAGCAGCAUGGUCCCAGACUUAGACCGUCUAAAUGAGCUUGGCUACAGGUUACCCCUGAAUGACAAGGAAAUCAAAAGGAUGCAGAAUCUGAACCGGCACUGGUCUCUGAUCUCCUCUCAGACAACAGAAAGAUUCAGUAAGUUGCAGUCAUUUUUGCUUCAACAUCAGACUUUCUUGGAAAAAUGUGAAACAUGGAUGGAAUUCCUGGUCCAAACGGAACAAAAGUUAGCAGUAGAGAUCUCGGGCAAUUAUCAGCAUCUUUUGGAGCAGCAGAGAGCACAUGAGUUGUUUCAAGCAGAGAUGUUCAGUCGUCAGCAGAUUUUGCACUCGAUCAUUAUUGAUGGGCAACGUCUUCUAGAGCAAGGUCAAGUUGAUGACAGGGAUGAGUUCAACCUGAAAUUGACACUUCUCAGUAAUCAGUGGCAGGGAGUGAUUCGCAGGGCCCAGCAGAGGAGGGGCAUCAUUGACAGCCAGAUACGCCAGUGGCAACGCUACAGGGAGAUGGCAGAAAAGCUUCGUAAGUGGUUGGUUGAAGUGUCCUAUCUACCCAUGAGUGGUCUCGGGAGUGUUCCAAUACCACUGCAACAAGCAAGGACCCUCUUUGAUGAAGUGCAGUUCAAAGAAAAAGUGUUCCUGCGACAGCAAGGCAGCUACAUCCUAACCGUGGAGGCUGGCAAACAGCUCCUGCUCUCGGCUGACAGUGGGGCUGAGGCUGCCUUGCAGGCCGAACUCACUGAAAUCCAGGAGAAGUGGAAGUCAGCCAGCCUGUGUUUGGAGGAACAGAGGAAAAAACUGGCAUUUUUGUUGCAAGAUUGGGAAAAAUGUGAGAAUGGAAUAGCUGAUUCUCUGGAGAAACUACGAACUUUCAAAAAGAAGCUUUCUCAGUCUCUACCGGAUCACCACGAAGAGCUCCAUGCAGAACAAAUGCGUUGCAAGGAGUUGGAAAAUGCAGUGGGGAGCUGGACAGAUGACUUGGCACAGUUGACACUGCUGAGGGACACCCUCUGUGCCUGCAUCAGUGCUGAUGAUAUCUCCAUCCUGAACGAACGCAUGGAGCUUCUGCAAAGGCAGUGGGAAGAACUAUGCCACCAGCUCUCCUUAAGGCGGCAGCAAGUAAGUGAGAGGUUGAACGAAUGGGCAGUCUUCAGCGAAAAGAACAAGGAGCUUUGCGAAUGGCUGACUCAAAUGGAAAGCAAAGUUUCUCAAAAUGGAGACAUUCUCAUUGAAGAAAUGAUAGAGAAGCUCAAGAAGGAUUAUCAAGAGGAAAUUGCUAUUGCCCAAGAGAGCAAAAUACAGCUCCAGCAAAUGGGAGAACGCCUUGCUAGAGCCAGCCAUGAAAGCAAAGCGUCGGAGAUUGAAUACAAGCUUGGAAAGAUCAACGACCGGUGGCAGCAUCUCCUGGAUCUCAUGGCAGCCAGGGUAAAGAAGCUGAAGGAGACUCUGGUCGCUGUGCAGCAGCUGGAUAAGAACAUGAGCAGCCUGAGGACGUGGCUGGCUCACAUCGAGUCAGAGCUGGCCAAGCCGAUAGCCUAUGAUUCCUGCGACUCGGGAGAAAUACAGAAGAAGCUUAACGAACAGCAGGAGCUUCAGAGAGACAUAGAGAAACACAGCACGGGCGUGGCCUCUGUCCUCAACCUGUGUGAGGUCCUGCUGCAUGACUGUGAUGCCUGUGCCACAGAUGCCGAGUGUGAUUCCAUCCAGCAGGCUACACGAAACCUGGACCGGCGAUGGAGAAAUAUCUGUGCUAUGUCCAUGGAAAGAAGGCUCAAAAUUGAAGAGACGUGGCGACUGUGGCAGAAGUUUCUGGAUGACUAUUCUCGUUUUGAAGAUUGGCUGAAGACUUCAGAAAGGACAGCUGCCUUCCCCAGCUCUUCUGGGGUGCUCUAUACAGUUGCCAAGGAAGAACUAAAGAAAUUUGAGGCUUUCCAGCGCCAGGUCCACGAGAGCCUGACUCAGCUGGAGCUGAUCAACAAGCAGUACCGCCGCCUGGCCAGAGAGAACCGCACUGACUCUGCGUGCAGCCUGAAACAGAUGGUUCACGAAGGCAACCAGAGAUGGGACAACCUGCAAAAGCGUGUCACCUCCAUCUUGCGCAGACUCAAGCAUUUCAUUGGCCAGCGUGAGGAGUUCGAGACGGCACGCGACAGCAUUCUGGUGUGGCUGACGGAGAUGGAUCUGCAGCUCACUAAUAUCGAGCAUUUUUCUGAGUGUGACGUUCAAGCUAAAAUAAAGCAACUCAAGGCCUUCCAGCAGGAAAUUUCUUUGAACCACAGUAAGAUAGAGCAGAUCAUUGCCCAGGGAGAACAGCUGAUAGAAAAGAGUGAACCCUUGGAUGCGGCCGUCAUUGAGGAAGAGCUGGAUGAACUCCGACGUUACUGUCAGGAGGUCUUCGGCCGCGUGGAAAGAUACCAUAAGAAACUGAUUCGCCUGCCCCUCCCAGAUGACGAGCACGACCUCUCUGACCGGGAGCUGGAGCUGGAUGACUCGGCAGCUCUCUCGGACAUCCACUGGCAUGACACCUCUGCGGACAGGGUGCUCUCCCCCCCGCCCUCCUCGAACCCCUCCCUCUCACUCGCUCAGCCCCUCCGGAGUGAGCGGUCCGGACGAGACACCCCAGCCAGUGUGGACUCCAUCCCGCUGGAGUGGGACCAUGACUAUGACCUCAGUCGUGACCUGGAGUCGGCCGUGUCCCGAACUCUGCCCUCUGAGGAUGAAGAGGGUCAGGAAGAUAAAGAUUUCUACCUCGGGGGAGCUGUUGGCUUAUCAGAUGUAAUGAUCCCUGAAAGUCCUGAGGCCUAUGUAAAACUCACAGAAAAUGCAAUCAGAAAUACCGCUGCGGAUCCCAGCGCCUUAGAGUCACAGAUCCGACAACUGGACAAAGCCCUGGAUGACAGCCGCUUUCAGAUGCAGCAAACCGAAAAUAUCAUCCGCAGCAAAACUCCCACGGGACCGGAGCUGGACUCAAGCUACAAGGGCUACAUGAAACUGCUGGGCGAAUGCAGCGGCAGCAUAGACUCAGUGAGGAGACUGGAACGCAAACUGAGGGAGGAAGAAGAGAAUUUUCCUGGCUUUGUCAACCUGAAUAAUACGGAAACCCAAACAGCUGGCGUGAUUGACCGAUGGGAGCUCCUGCAGGCACAGGCCCUGAGCAAGGAGCUGAGGAUGAAGCAGAACCUCCAGAAGUGGCAACAGUUCAACUCUGACCUGAGCAACAUCUGGACCUGGCUGGGGGAGAUGGAGGAGGAACUGGAACAGCUACAGCGCCUGGGGCUCAGCACCGACAUUCAGUCCAUUGAGCUCCAAAUAAAAAAGCUCAAGGUAGCUGCCCUUGGCCUUUCCCCCAGCGGCCAGACAAAAAGCUGCCGUGUGGAAUGCCAGGAGCUCCAGAAAGCUGUGGACCAACGCAAAGCCAUCAUCCUCUCCAUCAAUCUGUGCAGCUCCGAGUUCACCCAGACUGGCAGCGAGGAGAGCCGGGACCUGCAGGAUCGCUUGUCCCAGAUGAACGGGCGCUGGGACCGUGUAUGCUCGCUGCUAGAGGAGUGGCGGGGCCUGCUGCAGGACGCUCUGAUGCAGUGUCAGGAUUUCCAUGAAAUGAGUCAUGGUUUGCUUCUUAUGCUGGAGAACAUCGACAGAAGGAAAAAUGAAAUUGUUCCUAUUGAUUCUAACCUAGACGCAGAGAUACUUCAGGACCAUCACAAACAGCUUACGCAAAUAAGGCGUGAGCUCUUGGAAUCGCAGCUCAAAGUGGCCUCACUGCAAGACAUGUCUUGCCAACUGUUGGUGAAUGCGGAAGGCACAGACUGUUUAGAAGCCAAAGAAAAAGUCCAUGUGAUUGGAAAUCGGCUCAAACUUCUCUUGAAGGAGGUCAGUCGUCACAUCAAGGAGCUGGAGAAGUUGUUAGACAUGUCCAGCAGUCAGCAGGAUUUGUCUUCCUGGUCUUCUGCUGAUGAAUUGGACACCUCGGGGUCUGUGAGUCCUACAUCAGGAAGAAGCACCCCAAACAGGCAGAGAACGCCACGAGGCAAAUGUAGUCUCUCACAGCCUGGACCCUCUGUCAACAGUCCACAUAGCAGGUCCAUAAAAGGUGGCUCCGAUUCCUCCCUUUCUGAGCCUCCGCCAGCUCGGUCCGGCCGAGCCUUCCUGCUCAGAGUCCUCCGAGCGGCUCUUCCGCUUCAGCUUCUCCUGCUGCUCCUCAUCGGGCUCGCCUGCCUUGUACCGAUGUCAGAGGAAGACUACAGUUGUGCCCUCUCCAACAAUUUUGCCCGAUCAUUCCACCCCAUGCUCAGAUACACAAAUGGCCCUCCUCCGCUCUGAACCAAGCACAGUCGCCGUCUGCAGCAGUGCUGGUCACAUGCGGAGGAUGUGGCCAAAAGUGAUCCCAAACUCGCAAAAAGAGGACCCAAAUCUUGGCGAAUGCCCUCGGUGUGGCGGCUUUAGUUCUCCUGCCAUGUGUGCAAAUCAUGGCUUCAGAGGUGGAUGAUAAACCGUAACAGGAGGCGAGCAAAUAAAAGAUUUGGAAGAAAUUUUAUUUGAAACUCUGAUCCUCAGCAUUAGAGAUGAAGGACCUCCAGUGCUCCCUGGAUGCGUGACUUCUGGGCUUGUGGCCCAUUCUCUGGGUCCCCAAGGACUUGAGUAGACCGACUGGGCAGCUUUCCCACGGUGCUGCUCCACCCACUCAAUAGAUGAUGCUACCUGGCCGCCAUGUCAGUGUUGAACAGUCCGACAACCAACCAACCAACCAGUGCUGGAGAGAUUUUAGAACCUUGUACCAUACAAUUUUUAAGAGCUUAUAUGGCAGCUUCCUUUUUACCUUGUUUUCCUUUUGGGCAUGAUGUUCUAACUUUUGCUUUAGAAGCACAAGCUGUAAAUCUAAAAGGCACUUUUUUUAAAGUUAUAAAGAAAAACUGGAUGUAAUAAAUAAGAACAUGGAAGGCUUUAUGUGAAAAAAGAAGUUGAAUGUUAUAGUAAAAAAAAGAUAUUUAUGUAUGUACAGUUUGCUAAAGCCGUUUUGUUUGUAUUGAUUUCUUUGCAUUUAUUAUAGAUACUAUAAAAUA